Molecule: messenger RNA, 4119 nt
Organism: Astyanax mexicanus (Mexican tetra)
Lineage: Eukaryota; Metazoa; Chordata; Actinopteri; Characiformes; Acestrorhamphidae
Gene: lztr1
Product: leucine-zipper-like transcription regulator 1
Exons: 20
Coding region: 541-2898 (785 amino acids)
Cellular component (GO): Golgi apparatus
Molecular function (GO): protein binding
Source: RefSeq, a predicted model, not a curated record
UGGCAACUGCUGGGGAGACUCCGCCCAUAGGAGCGAUGAGGAAAGUAGCAACAGCUAGCCUAGCUUAGCUAACUAACUGGUUGUUUGGCUUAAAAUAUCAGUUAUGCUCUUUAUCUUUCUAAAGCAGCAGCUUUUAAAAUUUGCCUGUUACAUAAAGUGAGCUUUAGAUAAUAUCUGAGAGGAGGGGCCUUAAAGAAAACCUGAUUUUUAGGGGUUGGUUUUUAGGUUGGAUAGUUAGCCAGCCUUAGCUUAGCAACGUUAGCUUAGCAGAAUGGAAGGCUGAGAGUCUGUCAAACUCUGCUGCUGCUGCUGCGUUUAUUAUUAGCUAGUUAAACAGGUUUAUAUAAAUAUAAUAAUGGUAAAUAUGCUGAAUAUGGAGGAUAUUAGGCUACUAUGAGCUUCUGAGUUUAAAGCUCCGCACUGUCUGCUAGCUCUGGUGGUUUGUUUUAGUCAGAAACCCGCCCCCCUCCUUCUCCAGGCCGAGCUGUCUGAUUUCUCCCCCCGUGGCGGUCACACAGCGCCGGGUAGAGCUCCAGCUGAAUGUCAUGGUUUCCUGGAGCCAUGUCUUGUAAGUCCAAAGUGGCCCCGAGUGUGGACUUCGACCACAGCUGCUCGGACAGUGUUGAGUAUCUGACACUCAACUUCGGUCCCUUCGAGACCGUCCAUCGCUGGAGGCGACUCCCACCCUGCGACGAGUUUGUUGGGGCAAGACGCAGCAAGCACACAGUGGUGGCGUACAGGGAUGCCAUCUACGUGUUUGGAGGAGACAAUGGGAAAAACAUGCUUAAUGAUCUGCUGCGCUUUGAUGUGAAGGACUGCUCAUGGUGUCGGGCCUUUACCACUGGCACUCCACCAGCACCCAGAUAUCAUCACUCUGCAGUCGUGUAUGGGAGCAGCAUGUUUGUGUUUGGUGGAUACACGGGAGAUAUCUACUCAAACUCCAACCUGAAGAACAAAAAUGAUCUGUUUGAGUACAAGUUUGCUACUGGCCAGUGGACAGAGUGGAAGGUGGAGGGGAGAUUAGUAGCCAGGUCUGCUCAUGGUGCCACAGUCUAUAACGACAAGCUGUGGAUUUUUGCUGGUUAUGAUGGAAAUGCAAGACUGAAUGACAUGUGGACCAUUGGGCUUCAGGAUCGGGAGCAGGCUUGUUGGGAAGAGAUUGAACAGAGUGGUGAGAUUCCUCCCUCCUGCUGUAACUUCCCAGUGGCUGUGUGUCGAGACAAGAUGUUUGUCUUCUCAGGCCAAAGUGGAGCCAAGAUCACCAACAACCUUUUCCAGUUUGAGUUUAACGGACACAUAUGGACACGUAUCCCAACCGAGCACUUACUGAGAGGGUCGCCUCCACCGCCCCAGAGACGCUAUGGCCACACUAUGGUAGCCUUUGACCGCCACCUUUAUGUGUUUGGAGGGGCAGCAGAUAACACCCUUCCCAAUGAGCUCCACUGCUAUGAUGUGGACUCGCAGACAUGGGAGGUGAUUCAGCCCAGCACUGACAGUGAGAUGCCUAGUGGUAGACUUUUCCAUGCAGCAGCAGUUAUCCAUGAUGCCAUGUACAUCUUUGGAGGAACGGUUGACAACAAUGUUCGCAGUGGAGAGAUGUACAGGUUUCAGUUCUCUUGUUACCCAAAAUGCACUCUGCAUGAAGACUACGGCAAGCUGUGGGAGAACCGACAGUUCUGUGAUGUGGAGUUCAUCCUGGGAGAGAGAGAAGAGAGGGUUCUGGGCCAUAUAGCGAUAGUAACAGCACGCUGCCAGUGGUUGCGGAAGAAGAUUCUCCAAGCCCGAGAUCGACAGAAACAGAAGAGUAAGCAGGAAGCAGGUGAGGAGAGUGAGGAAUCCUCAGGGGCCAAACAGAAGGACAGCCCCAGCUCUGGCAGGUCUGCAGGAGGUCCUCCUAUGUUGGAGGUUUCUAUCCGGGAGGCGGAGGCUCAGCCGUUUGAGGUGCUGAUGCAGUUCCUGUACACGGAUAAGAUCCAGUAUCCCCGCAGAGGCCACGUUCAGGAUGUCCUGUUGAUUAUGGAUGUGUAUAAACUUGCCCUGAGCUUCAAGCUUUCCCGGCUGGAGCAGCUGUGUGUGCAGUACAUCGAAGCCUCUGUCGACCUGCAGAAUGUGCUCAGUGUGUGUGAGAAUGCUAAUAAGCUUCAGCUGGACCAGCUCAAGGAGCAUUGCCUUAAUUUCGUGGUGAAGGAAACCCACUUUAACCAGGUGAUCAUGACCAAGGAAUUUGAGCACCUUUCCACUCCUCUCAUCGUGGAGAUAGUCAGAAGAAAACAGCAGCCGCCUCCCAGAGUCUAUUCUGACCAGCCAGUGGAUAUAGGCACCUCUCUAGUGCAAGACAUGAAGGCUUAUCUGGAAGGUGCAGGGCGGGAAUUCUGUGAUAUUAUCCUGUUGCUGGAUGGACAUCCUCGGCCAGCUCAUAAAGCCAUACUGGCUGCUCGUUCCAGCUAUUUUGAGGCAAUGUUUCGCUCAUUCAUGCCUGAGGACGGGCAGGUGAACAUCUCUAUAGGAGAAAUGGUGCCAAGCAAACAGGCCUUUGAGUCCAUGCUGCGCUAUAUUUAUUAUGGAGAUGUCAAUAUGCCUCCAGAGGACUCCCUGUACCUGUUUGCAGCACCAUAUUAUUAUGGCUUCUCAAACAACAGACUGCAGGCCUAUUGCAAGCAGAACCUGGAGAUGAACGUCACUGUGGAGAACGUCUUGCAGAUAAUGGAGGCAGCUGAUAAGACUCAGGCUCUAGACAUGAAGAAGCACUGCCUCCAUAUUAUAGUGCACCAGUUUAUAAAGGUGUCCAAGCUCCCCAACCUGCGAUCACUCAGCCAGCCGCUGCUGUUGGACAUCAUAGAGUCUCUGGCAUCACACAUAUCAGAUAAACAGUGUGCCGAGAUGAGCUCUGACAUAUAGAUCUUCUUUUUAUUAUUCUCUUCUCCUCAUGCCUCUUGUCAUCUGUUUUCACCUCUUCUCCACUCUUUCUAUAAACUUCUCAGCUUUUCUUAGCUCUUCUCUUCUCAGCUCUCCUCUUUUUUCAUCACUCUUUAAUUCCUCUUGGUUUCCUCUGCAUUUCCCAGCUUAUCUCCCUUUUAACUCUGUUUCUAUCUUAAAGCUCAAAUCUUAUUUAUUUUUUCUCGACUCAGCUCUUCACUUUUUACCUUCUAAAAUGUUCUGAGUUUCUUAUCUUUUUUCUUAACUCUUCCUAGUUCUUCUCACCUCUUCUUCUCUCCCUGACUCUUCCCAGCUUUUACUCUUUUCUUUCCCGCUUUUAAUUUUACUUCUCGUCUCUUCUUACCUCUUUGUUUCUCACCUCUCUCCCAGCUCUACUUUUCUUUUCAUCUUGUUCUUUUCUCACCCUUUUGCACCUCUGCUCUCUUCUCUUCUCGUCUCUUCUCUUAUCUUCUCUUCUGCUCUUGCUCUGCCACUUCUCUUAUCUUCUCUUCUGCCUCUGCCUCUUCUCUUCUCACCUGAUUAUUUGUUCAGCAAUGUCAUGUAUUGUAUCAUUUAUUUCUCCCUUUCUGUGCCUGUUUCCUGUACAGCCUGCUUCUCAUUCCUGUAGAUCUUAAACAGUCAGGAUGUUGAAAUAAUGUAGGCUUUGUCUGGACUCUGUAAUGAUGUACAGAUGGAAUUUCGGAGCAGUAAUGCUCUUAACGACUGGCAUGUCCGUGCUGAUAAGUGAAGAAUGUACAUUAGCUGAGCGCACCCCACUGCAACCAAAUCCAUCUGCUAUUUCUGACAUGUAACAACUUACAACUCUACAUUCUGUAUCUUAAUACACAGUAAAAAUAACCUUUGUGAUUAUGAGGACAGGGUUUUUUUGUGACGAAAUUCAAAACAACUGUCAAUGACUGCAUAACUAAUUGAUUAUGUUAAAAGUAUUGUAUGUACUGUAUGUUAGUAUUUUCCAAUCUAUUUUUUAUUUUAUAUACUGUACCAUGUACAUAUGAAAUGCUCAGAUAUAUUUAUUCCUGAAACCUUUAUUGUUUGACCUCUAUGCAGUUAAAAUGACUGUAACCCAAAUGAAGUAUGUACAUCCUCACCGUUCUGUGCUACUGUAUGAUUUAUGUAUUGUGGCUGAUUACGAAUGUGAGGACUGUAUCUACUGUUUGUUAAUAAACCAUAUAAACAGCUUGA